AUGCUUGUGCCAGCAUCCUGUGCGAGGCACCGAUCUCCCGUACCAUUGGUGUCAACCUAUGCUUGUGCCAGCAUCCUGUACGUGCCGGACAAUGACACCUGCGCGCAUUGCGGCAUGUGGUUGCCAUACGUUCUGCCACGAUCUGUGUGCAUGAUUGCAUCUGAAGUUUCACAGAAUCGGACCACCCUCUUUACAGCUGCACGAUACGGAUUAACAGACUUCUUGUUUUAAAACACAUCGGCAUACAACGCAGCCUACCUGGUAAAAGAGCCCACAGGUUGCCCCACCACUCAU
Chondrus crispus (carragheen) is the source of this 294-nucleotide messenger RNA. RefSeq lists its product as hypothetical. The record is from RefSeq and is a predicted model, not a curated record. The transcript is spliced from 2 exons. Lineage: Eukaryota; Rhodophyta; Florideophyceae; Gigartinales; Gigartinaceae. Bases 1 to 231 code for a protein of 76 amino acids.